AGGGAGGGUGUGCCCCUCAUCACCAACGACAUGGUGGACAAGGCCAUCACCAAGGCUGAGCUGUCCCAGUUCUGCAGGCGGAGGACACGUGGAGUGGACGCCACGGUCCUCCGCAUUGAGCAGCUGCUGCAGGAGCUGAUGGGGGAGAAGGGGAGAGACCUGCUGGGAGUUCCACUGCUGGACCAGACAAAGAUGGAGCACAUCUGGCGCACCCAGAAGAGGCACGUGAAGUGCAUCCAGGAUGUGCCAGGUGUACUCCUGUACACGGAGACAGGCAGCUCCACCAGGGAGGGGAUCCAGCUGACCACGUACAGGUGUGCAAGAGGCUCCACCUCCUUGGAGUCCUUCCACUGCCACCUGAACAGGUUUAUUCCAGGAACGAGUGCAAACCUGCUCAACUUCCAGCUGUACCUCCUGGAAGGCCUGAACAGGUGGAACCAAAACCGGGCAGCGGCCUCCAUCACCACCAAGCGCAUGGCGCUGUUGACGUACGCGGGGGACGUGCUGGAGUCCGUCAACAGCAACAGCCUGAAGGUUUUUGGAAGGAAGUAUGUUCCCUCCUUCAUCCCGCCGAGAAAGUACACCGGAGAGUUGCUUGGGGUGAACUACCUGCUUAGGCAGACAGGGCAGCCCUUGCAGGACAUGGACCCCGACUCUGAGGAGACAGACCAGCUGCUGGAGGACCACGCCACAGAGGAGGAACAGGCGGAUGAAGGGUUUGAGGAUGAAGGACAGGACCUCACUAUCGGUAGUGUUUCGGAAGACUUCCCCUCUUCCGCCCUGCCUUCUACCACCCUGCCUGUGGUCCCCACCCUGCCACUCACCUCCUCCACCCUGCCUUCCACCACCCUGCCUGUGGUCCCCACCCUGCCACUCACCUCCUCCACCCUGCCUUCUAACACCCUGCCACUCACCUCCUCCACCCUGCCUUCCACCACCUUGACUGUAACCACCUCUAUCCUACCUGUCACCCCCACCACUCUGCCUGUCACCCCCAUGCCUGUAGCUACCACCCUGCCUCCCCCCAUAACCCAGCCCUGUGUCCCAGGUGCCUCCUCUUAG
Osmerus eperlanus (European smelt) is the source of this 1062-nucleotide messenger RNA. RefSeq lists its product as uncharacterized. The record is from RefSeq and is a predicted model, not a curated record. Bases 31 to 1062 code for a protein of 343 amino acids. Lineage: Eukaryota; Metazoa; Chordata; Actinopteri; Osmeriformes; Osmeridae. The transcript has 3 exons.